AUGCUGAAACAUCUGGCCCGGUCGCCCGCAAGGACAGUAGCCCUGGGCAAGUAUCUGCUCGCCCUUGCCAACACACAGCAGCAGCAGCAACAGCAACAACAGUCUGGCGGUAACGUCAAGAAUGGAACCGCACCUAAGCCGUCCGCGAAGAGGAGGAGGUUGCAUUUCCUGUACAUCCUGAACGAUGUCUUCUUCCAUGUCAAGAACCGCACACAAGACCGAAGCUUCCUCGAUGAGCUCGCGCCGCUCCUCCCAGCCCUUUUCAAGAGUGCUGCGGCAUUCACCAAUGUUCCCAAGCACGAGAAGAAGCUACUCGACCUGAUCCAACUGUGGCAACAGCAAGAAUAUUUCCCAGACCCGCUCGUCGAUCAACUGCGCGCAGCAGUCGCAGAAGGACCCAAGUCCACAAAAUCGGAGCCAGGCGGUGGGGAUGUCGCACAAAAGACAACGACGGUCUCGUCAGCAUCCAGACGAGAUGCGCCUUAUAUCCUCCCCUCCAUGCACGGCGACCCCUCCGCGCCGUGGUAUGACCUUCCCGCCGCAAAUUGGCUCCCCCUCAUCGAACCGAACUCGACACGACCCAUGAACCCCUCCAUGAUAAAGCCGCUACAGCUUGCCAGCGGGCCUGCCGACAAGAACCUUGUCGAAGCCGUGAAGAAGCUGCUAGGCGAUGUGGACAAGAUUUACUCCAAGGACGUCCGGCUUGAUGGAGACGCCUCGGUGGUGGAUAUCAGUCAGAUGGGCGAGAUCAUUGAACGGGAUGAGAUG
Messenger RNA from Cryphonectria parasitica EP155, 768 nucleotides. RefSeq lists its product as uncharacterized. The transcript has a single exon. The record is from RefSeq and is a predicted model, not a curated record. Gene Ontology annotation, biological process: intracellular calcium ion homeostasis. Gene Ontology annotation, cellular component: perinuclear region of cytoplasm. Lineage: Eukaryota; Fungi; Ascomycota; Sordariomycetes; Diaporthales; Cryphonectriaceae. The annotation marks the transcript as partial.